Molecule: messenger RNA, 213 nt
Organism: Chrysochloris asiatica (Cape golden mole)
Lineage: Eukaryota; Metazoa; Chordata; Mammalia; Afrosoricida; Chrysochloridae
Gene: STOM
Product: stomatin
Exons: 2
Coding region: 1-213 (70 amino acids)
Cellular component (GO): plasma membrane
Source: RefSeq, a predicted model, not a curated record
AUGGUCCCCACCUAUCCAGUCAUUGCUGCUGAGGGAGAAAUGAAUGCAUCCAGAGCUCUGAAAGAAGCUUCUAUAGUCAUCACUGAAUCUCCGGCAGCCCUUCAGCUCCGGUACCUUCAAACACUGACCACCAUUGCUGCUGAGAAAAACUCAACCAUUGUCUUCCCUCUGCCCAUAGAUAUGCUGCAAGGCAUCGUGGGGGCAAAACACUGA